CAGAUAUAGAGCUUGGACCCUCAAAGAAAGGCAGCAGCCGUUCACUUUUCUCGCUCUUUAUCGGAAUGAAAUAAUAUUGACUUUCAAGGCAAUAAUAGACUUCCGCCAGUGGAUAAAAUAUUUAUUUUGUAUUGAUUUGUUUGUCCUUUUGUGGUAAGAACGGACAUAGCAAUUCUAGCCAGAAUGCUGUCCUGUUCAAGGAGGAGGAACUGUUUACCCUAAUGGCUUCAAGAGAAUUGUUGUGUAUUGUUUACUUCCCAUACACCCACUCUCCUAAAGCAUGCGCCAGACUGAAGGUUUCCACCCAUAUAUCCCCGCAAAUUGAAGGAGCUCACUCAACAUCAAAAUCAAGGACUUCUCUCCAACUCAGAAAGGAUACGGGAUAUCUUACUAGUCAACAGACAAGACGGGGUGGUGAAAAAUGUGGAGAGGAACUCUCCCAAGAGUGUUAUCAAUUCACACUGGCACUACGGAGUUGGGCUUGGCAAAGUCUCUGCCUUUGGUGGCCAUCUUUGCAGUGCUGCUGCAGUUUUGUCCAGAGGGCUUCAGUCUGGAGCUCAGCCCCAGUGAGAAGGAGGUCACACUGAGCACCAACUCCUCCUUCACGGUGGUCUGUUCUGGUUGGAGCAAGGUGACCUGGAAGUCUCCCCACGACCCCAGCCUGGAGGGAGUGGCUGUGGAGGACAGGGGAACAACCAGUGUGCUGGUCCUCCACAACGUCACCUGGAGGCACUCUGGGAACUAUAUCUGUGAAGAGCCCUCUACAGAGGAGGCCAAGGACAUAUCGGUGUUUGUACCAGACCCGGAGGAAUGGUUUCUUCCCCUGCGCCAAGCAGUAGUGAUGAAGGAGGAAGAGGAAGGUACCAUUCCCUGCGUGGUGACUGACCCUGGCAUUAACGUGACCCUGUACGAGAGGGACAGCAAGGCCCCCGUGGAGGGAACAUACCAACCCAGUAAAGGGUUCACCGCCAUCCUGAAAGAUAGCUCCUACAUCUGCCGAGGUGCCAUGAACGGAGAGGAGAAGGCGUCCCAGGUGUAUUAUGUCUACAGCAUUGUGGUCCCCAAAUCCAUGAACGCCUUCAUGACACUCUCAAAGACUGUGCUGAAACAAGGCGAGGCUUUAAUGGUUAAUUGUACUGUAGAAGAAGCAGAGAUGGUUUACUUCGAAUGGGAUUUUCCUCGCAAAGAGACAAUUGAGCCACUGACAGACUUUCUAUCGGAGAUUAGAAUCCGCUCCUUCUUGAACAUCUCCAGUGUUACUCUGGAGGACUCUGGCCAGUACAUCUGUCGAGUGCAGGACUCUUUCGCCGGAAAGUCAGCCAUGGAUAAUCUCACUGUCACUGUUCUGGAACGGGGCUUUGUGGAUCUGGAACCCUCCAUCAACACCAAUGUUUCAGCGCUCCAGUAUCAGAGCGUUGGGCUCACAGUGCAGAUUGAAGCAUAUCCCAAACCUCAGGUGCUCUGGACCAGAGACAACACCACCCUUACUGGGGAAACUGUAUCCAUGGACACCAGACAGGUGCACGAGACCAGUUACCUCAGUACUCUGACCUUGGUAAGGGUCAGGAUGGAACAGAGGGGCCUCUACACUGUCCAGGUGGCCAAUGAAGAUGAUGUCAAGGAGAUAACCUUUGAUCUUCAAGUCACGUCUUCCCCGAAGAUAAUAGAUUUGUCUGACCAGCAUAUGGACCAGGGCCACGGUGUGCUCUGUGUCACAGAGGGGGUCCCCACACCCACCAUUCACUGGUACAGCUGUGAAAGCAUUGGAAAAUGCAGUAAUAAGACCACAGCAUGGAAGUCUCUGUCGGCUGACCAGGAGAACGUCAGCAUCCAGAUGAACGUGAGCUACAUCGAGGCCUCAGGGGUCAACCACGUCCGCAGCCUUUUGACCUUCCAGACCAUGGGGGGUAUCACAUCAGUACGCUGUGAAGCCCGCAAUGAGAGAGGGCGCAGGGCCUGGGACAUCAAACUGGUCUCGAACUCUCUUUUCUCCCAGGUGGCUGUCUUGGCUGCAGUGUUAGCCCUGGUGGUCAUUGCCGUCAUCUUCCUCGUCAUCCUCAUCGCCCUUUGGAGAAAGAAGCCCCGGUAUGAGAUCCGUUGGAAGGUGAUCGAGUCAGUGAGCUCAGAUGGCCACAAGUACACCUACAUGGACCCCAUGCACCUGCCAUAUGACUGUGUAUGGGAGGUGCCCCGGGACAGCCUGGUCCUGGGUCACACUCUGGGUUCUGGAGCAUUUGGGAGGGUCGUGGAGGCCACAGCCUAUGGCCUUGGUCACGCUCAGUCCACCACCAAAGUGGCUGUGAAGAUGCUCAAGUCCACAGCAAGGACAAGUGAGACUCAGGCUCUGAUAUCUGAGCUGAAGAUAAUGAGUCACCUUGGGCCCCAUCUAAACAUCGUCAACCUACUGGGGGCUUGUACGAAACGAGGUCCUAUCUACCUCAUAACUGAGUACUGUUGCUAUGGUGACCUGGUUGACUACCUUCACCGCAACAAGCACAACUUCCUGCAGUACUACGCAGACAAAAACCGCAGGGAUGCUGAUAUGUGCAGGAACAGCACAGAGAGUCCAAUGUACUAUCACUUAUUGUAACAAAUUGUGCCCUUGGGUUUUGACAGUGAGAGUGAUGGGGGUUACAUGGACAUGACCAAGGAAGAUUCUUUAAAUUAUGUCCCAAUGCAAGAGCUGAGUGACAACAUCAAGUAUACAGACAUCGAGCCUUCAGUCAAUGAGACACCCUACCACCAGGACAACAACUACCAAGGACAAGGCCAAGAGAGAGCAGACGUCGCGUUGUCUAUCAGUGACUCCCCAAUUCUGAGCUACACAGAUCUGGUGGGCUUUAGCUACCAAGUGGCUAACGGCAUGGACUUUCUGGCAUCCAAGAAUUGUGUUCAUCGUGACCUGGCUGCCAGAAACGUUCUCAUCUGCGAGGGAAAGCUGGUGAAGAUCUGUGACUUUGGCCUGGCCCGUGACGUCAUGAACGACUCCAACUACAUAGCCAAAGGGAACACAUUCCUGCCACUGAAGUGGAUGGCUCCAGAGAGUAUCUUCCAGAACCUCUACACAACCUUGAGCGAUGUUUGGUCUUUUGGCAUUCUGCUUUCAGAGAUCUUUACUCUAGGAGGAACGCCCUAUCCUGACAUUCCCAUGAAUGAACAGUUCUACACUGCCUUGAAGAGAGGCUACAGGAUGCCUAAACCCGCUCAUGCUACAGACGAGAUCUAUGACGUCAUGUGCAAGUGUUGGGAUGAGCAAUUCAAGAAGAGGCCACUGUUCUCCUCUCUGGUUAAUUUGAUGGGAAACCUGCUGACUGAUGCUUACAAAAAGAAAUACACCCAGGUGAAUGAGAGCUUUCUGAAGGGCGACCACCACGCUGCAAUCAGGUCCAAACCCAUACCAGCAGGGAACCCAGCUGUGUCUUCAGGUGACCACUCCUCAGGGGAUCGAGCGGGUCAGGAGACAGGGGAGAUAGAUGAGACUGGGAAGGAGGCUGGCCCCUCCCAGACUGACUACAUAAUCGCCAUCCCAGAUAUCCAUGUAGCCGAAGAGGCAGAAGCAGGUGGUGAGGUGCUGGACACCGCCACACAGAGUACAUCAAGUCCUCCAAGCACAACCGACCAGACUGAUACUGAUACAGCCUCCCUGGAUGGACCAGAAGCAUCCCUAGAAGAACCAGUACCCACAGAGGAAGAGGUGCCUCCCCCCACGCAAGAAGACAAGCUCCCCCAGUCUCCAUGUACCCCUGAAGUGGAGGAGAGUUUCCUGUAGCCUCUCAUUAGAGAGCUGAAGUUAGAGGUGUCUACUGUAUAGGACAAUGUUGUACAUGACCAAUGUGUGUUGUUAGUUAAACACUAAUGUUGUAGGCCCUUUUAGGAAACAUUAUAUCGUUAUUAUUUUUGUAUAUUGGUAAUAUACUGUAUAUCUUUCAGGUACUUUUUCCCUUUUAAUGCUACGAUUCACAAAACAAACAUCAGCAGUUUGACAAAUGGAAAUGGUAAUAUUAUAUGCAAAUGUAAUCAAAUUGAAGUUGUCAAACUGUAAAGAAAAGUAUAUUUGGCAUGGGAAUACAUUUAAUUUCAAUCAUUAAAAAAAUUAUAAUUUAAAGAGAAUGUAAGCUUGCAGUAAUGCACCUCAUAUUUGCACUUCUCAUUCUCAAUUUUAGACAAAAUUAUGUUUUGAAAAAGCGAUUAAAUAAAUGUAAGCAU
Messenger RNA from Salvelinus namaycush (lake trout), 4206 nucleotides. RefSeq names its product platelet-derived growth factor receptor beta-like. The record is from RefSeq and is a predicted model, not a curated record. Gene Ontology annotation, cellular component: signaling receptor complex. Lineage: Eukaryota; Metazoa; Chordata; Actinopteri; Salmoniformes; Salmonidae. Gene Ontology annotation, biological process: cell chemotaxis; protein phosphorylation; angiogenesis. Gene Ontology annotation, molecular function: platelet-derived growth factor beta-receptor activity; platelet-derived growth factor binding; ATP binding. The transcript is spliced from 23 exons.